AUGAAGAGAAGCAUACUGCGACUAUACUCAACAGGGAGCGGAGGACCAGGGAGUCCGUUGUAUCCAAAAUCGAAGAUUCCGGUACCUCCACAUUUUGACCCAAUCAAGUAUAGACAAUGGAUACGAUUGAAUCCAAAUAGUAUUCCCGAAGAGAAGAAGGUUUCUAUAAUGUCAUAUAAUUUGCUAAGCCAGCACUACCUAUGGAGACUGGUGUUUGGAUACUUGAAACAAGAUUAUCUUGAUUGGAGUAAUUAUCGAUUCCCGUUAAUAAAUAAAACCAUUGAAUAUUUUCAAAGUGAUAUAAUAUGUUUCCAAGAGUUAGAGUGUUCAAUUUACGAAAAGCAGUGGAAGAACGGAUUCCCAUUAUCCCACUAUAAAUCAAUAUAUAUUAAGAAACUGAAUCCUUUAUAUUGGGGGAAUAAGCCAUCAAAUCAAAUGGAUGGAGUUGCAAUAUUUGUCAAUAGUGAUAAAUUUGAUAUUAUUGAUUACCAAACGGUUAACUUCAGUGAAUAUAUUCAAACCCAUCGGGAUAAAUUUUCGCUAACCAAUGAUUUACUCAAAAGAGUAGUCCCCAGAAAUACGGUUGCAAUUAUAGUACAACUUUAUGACAAGGUUAAUGAUAAGAACAUUUUUGUUACCAAUACUCAUUUGUAUUGGUCACCGAAAUUCAACGACGUUAAAUUAUUUCAAUCCAAAUUGUUAAUCAACUUAUUGAAAGAAUUCAUAACUAAUACAGCUAAAGAAUCAAAUCCCCAUAUUAUUAUGUGUGGAGAUUUUAACUCGAUUCCUGAAUCAAUGGUUUUCAGAUUUUUAAACAACGAGGUCAUCUCCUUAUCUAAAUAUAAAGAUUUUGAAAAAUUUAAUUACGGUCACAAAUUAAAUAACGAAAUUAUAAUUAAUGACGAAAUUAAAAAUCCCUUUGAUUUAUCUAGUGCUUAUGAUAUUCUAUUAAGCAACCACAACUACUCAAAGCAUAAAUUAAACUUCACCAGCUACACUAGAAACCUUACGGCCGUGUUAGAUCAUAUCUGGUACUCUAGUCAGACCUUUAACGUAGUCAAAAUUUUAAGUGAAGUAGAUGAAAAUUAUACUUGGAACUUCCAAGUAAAAGGCUUUCCUAACGAACAAUUCCCGAGUGACCACAUUCCUCUAAUAGCAGAAGUCGCCUACAACUCAUAGUUUCCUCUUUCAUAUAGAUUUUUAGAUAUUUAUAUAUAUUAAUGUUACUAUUACUGUG
Hyphopichia burtonii NRRL Y-1933 is the source of this 1237-nucleotide messenger RNA. Its product is annotated as glucose-repressible alcohol dehydrogenase transcriptional effector. Gene Ontology annotation, molecular function: 3'-5'-RNA exonuclease activity. Lineage: Eukaryota; Fungi; Ascomycota; Pichiomycetes; Serinales; Debaryomycetaceae. The transcript has a single exon. Bases 1 to 1179 code for a protein of 392 amino acids. The record is from RefSeq and is a predicted model, not a curated record.